Neodiprion virginianus is the source of this 3530-nucleotide messenger RNA. RefSeq names its product aromatic-L-amino-acid decarboxylase-like (gene Ddc). The transcript has 11 exons. Gene Ontology annotation, biological process: amino acid metabolic process; catecholamine metabolic process; serotonin biosynthetic process. Gene Ontology annotation, molecular function: pyridoxal phosphate binding; aromatic-L-amino-acid decarboxylase activity. The record is from RefSeq and is a predicted model, not a curated record. Bases 135 to 1577 code for a protein of 480 amino acids. NCBI's taxonomy places the organism in Eukaryota, Metazoa, Arthropoda, Insecta, Hymenoptera, Diprionidae.
UAGUAGCUCGCUGGCUGUCGUCCGAAUAACACGUUCCAACGAGGAUCUCUGACAGUUGCGGAAAACGUGCUUGAAGAACGGCACCGUAAUUCGCAGAUAGCUACGCGUAUUAGCCAGAGAAAAAAAACAGCACAAUGGAUCCGAACGGGUUUAAAGAUUUUGCCGGUGAAAUGGCAAAUUUUAUUACCAACUACCUGGAGAACAUCAGAGAAAGGCGAGUCUUACCGAUUGUUGAACCUGGGUACAUGAAGCCACUCCUACCCACCGAAGCUCCUCAAUCACCAGAAAAUUGGGAAGACGUGAUGACCGAUAUCGAGAGAGUCAUCAUGCCCGGAAUAACGCACUGGCAGAGUCCGAAAUUCCACGCGUACUUUCCAACGGCUCAAUCGUACCCAGCGAUAGUUGCCGACAUGUUGAGCGGUGCGAUUGCUUGCAUCGGUUUCACAUGGAUCGCGAGUCCAGCGUGCACCGAGUUGGAAGUGAUCAUGCUCGACUGGCUGGGUAAGAUGCUGGAUCUUCCAUCUGCGUUCUUGUCCUCCAGCGGAGGAAAAGGUGGUGGCGUUAUUCAGGGAACUGCUAGUGAAGCCACGCUGGUGGCCCUCCUCGGGGCAAAAGCCAAAAUGAUCAACCGAGUGAAGGAAGAGCACCCGGACUGGACUGCGAACGAGAUCGUGGGAAAACUGGUCGCCUAUGCAUCGUGUCAGGCUCACAGCUCUGUUGAACGCGCUGGUAUACUAGGAGGAGUUCAAUUCAGGCUUCUCGAUGUUGACCAGAAGUACAAACUGAGGGGCGAUACUCUGGCUGAUGCCAUUCGUGAGGACAGAGAAAAAGGACUGAUUCCAUUUUACGUCGUAGCUACUCUGGGAACCACUUGCUCCUGCGCCUUUGACAACCUUGAGGAAAUAGGAGCAGUUUCGAACCGUGAGCAGGUCUGGCUGCACGUUGAUGCCGCCUACGCAGGGUCUGCUUUCAUUUGCCCCGAGUUCCGGUACCUGAUGAAAGGCGUCGAGAGGGCGGAUUCGUUCAACUUCAAUCCCCACAAGUGGAUGUUGAUAAACUUCGACUGCUCAGCUAUGUGGCUCAAGGACCCGAGCCACGUCGUUAACGCUUUCAACGUAGACCCACUUUACCUGAAGCACGAUGCUCAUGGCUCACUCCCAGAUUACCGACACUGGCAAAUUCCCCUCGGGCGCAGAUUCCGCGCUCUCAAGCUGUGGUUUGUUCUUCGAUUGUACGGCGUGCAGAAUCUGCAGAAGUACAUUCGUUCCCACGUUGCUCAAGCCCAUGAAUUCGAGGCUCUGGUUUUAGAGGAUCCUCGCUUCGAAGUUGUCGCAGAAGUCGUAGUCGGUCUCGUUUGCUUCAGACUCAAGGGUUCAAAUGACGUUAACGAGGCUUUACUGAAGCGGAUCAACGGUGCUGGUAACAUCCAUCUGGUACCAUCGAAGAUAAGCGACGUUUACUUCCUACGAUUCGCAGUCUGCUCUCGCUUCAGCGAAAGCUCCGACAUCCAGAGUUCGUGGAAGGAAAUAAAGUUACGCGCUGAAGAAGUUCUCGCCGAGCAACCAAAUUCCAAGUGAUGGCGGGCUCAAAUCGUGCGCAGUUGCAGGGCGCUCAUCCCACCCACGAGCUGCAAUCAAUCCUAGUUUAUUUUUUAAAACGAAAUAUGAAAAUGUUUAAAUAUUUAUCAAGGUGCAUUUGAACGCUGACCUCAACCGUCAGUGAUUGUUAAUUACGGUCAGGAUUGCCAAUCAAUGGGGGUAUUCUUCCUUGGCGUUCAGCUGCACUACUAUUCCUCAUUCUUCAUGUUAUUAGGGUACGUACUUGUGAAUCUGCGAUAUUAGUUCCAUUGCAGUGCGCGUCUCGCUUAUACCGUUUAUUUUUAUCCGUUGCAGUAGAGUUUGAUGAGUAGCUCGUAUGUGUAUAAUGAUUUUCAAGUGUUUGUGGAAUCGUUCAACUCCCUGAUCCCACUAGAAUACGUGUGUACCGAAACGUAUUAGAAGCAGUUGCACAGUUUGUCACUAGAAUACCACGCCUACCACUAUAUAUAAAUAUAUAAUUGUUAAUAGGUGUAUGAUAAAUGUUUUAAAAAUGAUAAAGUGGUGUGUGCGUGCGCGUGGCUCAGGUAUAAUCCAACUGUGUAUUUCUCACAAGGUUAUUCCUCUCUCAAAGCCCAGAUACAUACCAAGUAUUAUCACUCGAACGAGCGACUUUUGAACUGGAAGAAAUGUUAGUGUUAUCGAGACGCGGAAAUUAGAGGGAAAGUGACCGUGUGAAAUCGGACUUUGGGAUUCUGGCAGUCACUUGAUCUUAUCGUCGUGAUUGGCGAGGUAAGAUUCGACAAUCCCAAAGCUCCGUGAUUAUAUACACUCCCAAAUUACUUGUAUUAUUGAUGUUGACUGUUAUACUGUGUGAUCACAUAGAUUGGAUUGUCUAGUGCAGAGAUUAUUUAAAUUUAAGAUGUGAGAACCACCCUAGAAUUUCAGUGUUCGGUCUAUGUUUUUGCUGUAUUCUUAUGAUAUGAUACGAGAAUAUUGAAUGACCGUUAUAGUAUUGGUAGAUCAUGGCAACUUAGGUGUAGUCUUCUGAUAUAAUUGUUAUGACUGAUCACAUUGAGCUGAAAGACUUUACUUAAUUUUCAAACUACUCGUGUACUGUUGAGAACUAUUGUAAAACUAUCCAAAACUAUAAUAAUUUUGGUCAUGAAACAAUGAUUUUCUUCCCCAUUGGGGAAAUGGAGUCUUCAAGUUACUUUGAUCGGUCAUGACGGAAUCUGGAGAACGCGGCUCUAAAUAGGUGACUCGUCGAUCGGAACUGCAGCCUGGACAAUAAAUAGAGAGCUUUAGAGAUCUCUGAAUGAAGAUAUUAUGGAGAUUCCGAGUUUUGAGUAGCCUGAUCACUUUAUGAAAAAUACGGGUCCAAUAAUAUAAUUUCAGAAAAAGACGGGACAAUGGGACCAAGGGAAUUAAAAAAGGGGAGGCGUGACCGUCACUUACCAGCUAUUAUAUUUCACGCCAUCAUUAAAUUUUAAUAUGUAGUGGCGAAUUGGCUGUGCGUAUUAAAUCGCUUGGAAAAUGCAGAUACUGAUAUAUAUAUAUAUAUAUAUAUAUAUAUAUAUAGGUAUAUAUAUAUAUGCGAUUUAACCGUUAAAAUAUACAAGAGUUUACGAAAUUGAACCAAGGAUCAGAGCUUUGCUUUGUCAUUGGUCGUUAACACAGUUUACGCGUACAGUUUUCUGUUGGUAUGUACAUCGACAUUGUUUUAUCUAUAAUGUUACAUGCUUAUGAUACCUUGUUCCGUCACAUGGCGUGUACAGUAUUUUACCAGCCGUGAUUCAAUUGAAUUAUUUAAUGAUAAUAUAAUAUUCGUUAUUAUUGUGUUAAUCUAUGAUUUAAAUUCAAGCCUGAUCACCCGCGUCCUUUCGCUCCAUAAAUACAAGUCUAAUAAGAAUUUCGAUGGACUGUGAAAGUGGUUAGGGUUGGCUACCGAAUGAAGAUCACAGUAAGAAAUAAAACUAACCCACAAGUUUCUUA